Molecule: messenger RNA, 3224 nt
Organism: Nilaparvata lugens (brown planthopper)
Lineage: Eukaryota; Metazoa; Arthropoda; Insecta; Hemiptera; Delphacidae
Gene: abo
Product: DET1 homolog
Exons: 4
Coding region: 145-1791 (548 amino acids)
Biological process (GO): protein ubiquitination; positive regulation of proteasomal ubiquitin-dependent protein catabolic process
Cellular component (GO): nucleus; cullin-RING ubiquitin ligase complex
Molecular function (GO): ubiquitin protein ligase binding; ubiquitin-like ligase-substrate adaptor activity
Source: RefSeq, a predicted model, not a curated record
GUAGGUUUUUAGGUUAUGUUUAUAAUAAUAUUUUGGUUUUAUCACUGGUGGUUUUAAUGAUGAUUUUUAUUCUUAGUUUUGUGAGUAAGUAAUUUUUUCAAUGUUUUGUUUAGUGCAUAAUUUUUUUUACCAAUUCUAGCAAACAUGAAAAGCAAAUACAGUAUUAAACAACGGAAAGUUCCAGCGCAAAACGUCAUCAAUCGCCUAUUUAUCCGCGAAACAUUUGGCGUCAAAAAACCAGGCACACAUCUACAUUUCGCCAGAUCAUUUCAUCUAAACGUGUUUCCAAAUUUUACAAUAAUCAACGUUGAGAAACCACCAUGCUUUCUACGCAAAUUCAGCCCCGACGGACAUUACUUUGUAGCGUUCUCAUCGGAUCAAACUUCUUUGGAAAUCUAUGAGUAUCAGGGUUCAUCAGCGGCUGCCGAUCUCAUCCACGAAUGUCAAGGAGACUAUAUUGGUAAUAAAAACGAUGAAUGGAGUGAGUUUGUUCGAAACCAAGUGUUUUCGAGGUUUUUUAAGCCUAAAUUCACGGUGAACGUCGCCCAAAGUGGCGAACAACUAAAUCGGGAAUGUAGUCUGUUUACGGACGACGGCAGAUAUGUGAUUGUAGGGUCCGCAGCAUAUAUCCCAGAAGAUUUGCGACCUCAUUUCUAUGAAGUAUACACGAAUAACGAAGCAGUGACACCUAAUCCUCGGUCUCCACUUGAAGAUUAUUCGCUCUAUAUAGUGGACCUACAUUGCGGCAAACUGUGUGACACGCGUGAACUUAAAGUGGACAAAAUAUUUCUGUCACACAAUCAGGGAAUCUACCUGUACGGUGACACAUUGGCCGUACUUUCUGUUCAACAUCAAACUAUACAUAUUUUUCAAAUAAUUGAUGGUAUGUUCAUAGAUGUAAGGAAGAUUGGACGAUUUUGUUUUGAAGAUGACGACUUUUUGAUAUCAAAUGUUAUUUCAUGUGGAAGAAAUUAUCGGCCUUUUCGAGAGGAAGCAAUUAGUUCGUUAAAACAUAGAUUGCUUGUGUUUUUAUAUAGGAGAGCUAAACAGAUAUGUGAUGAAACUGGGGACCCCCUCGAGAUUCGCAAGUUUUGUCAGUAUUUUGAUCAAUUGGCCAGCCUACGCAUGUGGAAGAUGCAACUGUUAGACGAGUCGCAUCUACUGCUGAAGUACGCGUGCGAGGAUGUGGUGACCCUGAAGGCGACCGAGCCCAAUUCACAACCAUGCUUCUUCGUCGUCUACAACAUGCUCACAGCGCAGGUGCUGGCUGUAUUCGAGAACACAUCGGAAGACCUGUUGCACAUCUUCGAGAACUUCUGCGACAAUUUUCGCAACGCGCGUCUCAGCCAAGAGUCCAAACUCACCUGUUCGCCUUCAAAUAACCUCUAUGCUAGACUGGCGCAACAGCGUUUCAAGCAGACGAUAGUGAGCGCUCGCUUUGGAGGCCAUACGGAGGCUACAAAGAGGAUGCUCGCACAGCUACCGAUCAGCGCCCAGUCGUACACGAGUUCGCCCUACCUCGACCUCUCACUCUUCAGCUAUGACGACAAGUGGGUUUCGGUCAUGGAGAGACCCAAGGCUUGUGGCGAACAUCCUAUCAGAUUCUAUGGCCGCAACUCGGGUCUGCUGAAGUUCCGCAUCAGCGCGGGGCUUUUGGGCCGCAGCGCUCCCCCUGCAGCACGCCGCCUGGUUGCAUUCACUUUCCACCCCACCGACCCCUUCGCUAUCAGUGUGCAGCGCACCAAUGCCGACUACAUUGUCAACUUCCAUAUACGCCAUACGCGAUGCUGACCAACGCCCAUUGUGGAAGUGGCCAACGUAGUCAUAAUGGAGCAGCAAUGAUAGAGAAGCUAGUCAAGUUGAAAAAGGAUAGAGCUAUCUGCUUUGUCUAAUGGUAGACAAGGAUGCCAAACCAAUGUUAAUCAGGCUCUAACUUAAUAAUUUAUCCAUUUACUUUGCAAGUAACCGAGAAGCUUGCAAAGAGGGUAGUCGAGAAGGUUGCAGAGAAGAUAGCUGAGGGUCUUGAAAGGUGGAGCAUGCAGCAUCUUAAGGCUGUGCAAAGGCUAAAAAUAAACUUUCUACUUGUGAUAUUUUUCAAAGUUUUUCGAUUUGUAUAUCAUCAAGCUAUCAAAAUGAAAAAGUUUUCUUAGGAAAACAUUUUUUUCUGAUCAUUAAUUUUUGAGAUAUGAGCGCCUAAAGCUUAAAUUUUUGGGACAGAACAUUUCAAAUUCGGUAAGAGAUAAAUCCAUGAAUUUGGAGGAUAGAUUCUUCAUGUUAUUGUUGAUCUAGUAAAACAAAAAUGUUUCUAAAAAUAUCAAUUUCCAAGAUAGUUAUUCAAUUUACUAAAAAUAACUUUCUGUUUAGUUAUUUUUGUUAAAUUGAAUAACUUUUUCAAAUAUUGAUAUUUUCAGAAAAUUUUUGUUCUACUAGAUCAUGAAUACCAUGAAGAAUCCAUCCUCUAAAUCUCAUGGAUUUAUAUCCUACCAAAUUUGAAAUGUUCUGUUCCAAAAAUUCAAACUUCAGGCGCUCAUAUCUUGAAAAGUAAUGAUCGGAAAAAAAUGUUUUCGCGAGAAAACUUUAUCAUUUUGAUAGCUUGAUGAUAUACAAAUCGAAAAACUUUGAAAAAUAUCACAAGUAGAAAGUUUAUUUUUAGCCUUUGCACAGCCUUCGCCUUCUCCGUUUCCUUCUACCCUCCACCACACCGACCCGUUCGCCAUAUCAACUUGAAGUACCGACUAUAUUCUCAACUUCCUCAGGCUGCUCUUCACAGACUGAUGACAUCAACUCAGCAAAUUGUGUUGAUAAAUGUUGAAAGAAAAUUGAAAGUAGUUGCUAUCAAAAAAUAGUGGAGCGGCGAUGGUAGCGGGUAGCAGCGAAGGUAGCAAAAAUGGUAGUCGAGAAGGAAGCCGAGGAGGCUUCUAUGCGGGUAGCUGAGAAGGGAUCCGAGAAGGUAGUGGAGGAGUAUUUCCGGGUGUUGUUGUUUCAACUAUAGAUGAGUAAAUUGCAAUGAUAAGCAAUCAACUCACUUAUCGGAUUCACGCGAUAUUCACUUGUAUUACAUAUUGAUUUAUCAUAUUACUUGUAUAAUUAUGUAUUUUUAUCAUUGACGAAUAAAUAAUAAUAUAAUAUUUAUAAAAUUUGCAACUUCCUUAUUCCUAUAUUGGAAUAAUGUGCAAUAAUAAUAUAGAGAUGAUUUCAAUGAAAUAAAACUAUAUUUUUCCGAA